Triplophysa rosa is the source of this 3636-nucleotide messenger RNA. Its product is annotated as zinc finger protein 513-like. The record is from RefSeq and is a predicted model, not a curated record. Gene Ontology annotation, biological process: regulation of gene expression. Lineage: Eukaryota; Metazoa; Chordata; Actinopteri; Cypriniformes; Nemacheilidae. Gene Ontology annotation, cellular component: nucleus. Bases 26 to 1633 code for a protein of 535 amino acids. The transcript is spliced from 4 exons.
UUGACUGUUAACAGACACAUAAAAAAUGCCCAGACGGAAACAGUCCAAUCCACAGCCUGUCAAAUUGGAGGCGGGAGAUGGAGUUGUGGUGGGCGAUCAAGAGAAUCUCGUGCUGGAGAGUGAUUUUCUCCUCGGACAGGACCUGGGCUUCGGAGAAAAUGACUACAGGAUCGUCGGUUUUGAGAGAGACUCGGACUCGGUCGCGGCAGAUGUGGGCAUGCCGAUGUACGGCUUUAGCGACGAGGACUGUUCCACCUACAACCACCUCGGUAUGGAGAGCGAUUUCGAGGACCCCCGUGACACAGAAAGCGAGCGAGAGGAGAUCGGCUCUUACCUCUCUUGCAGACAGUGCGGCCAGCUCCUCGGCGACCCCCUGACCGGCGCGCUGGAUCUCGCAGGCCUGUACUGCCUCCAGUGCGGGGCGGAGGGCGGAGAUGCAGACCAUCAGGAUAAACCUCAAGAGGAGGCCCAUCCCACCGAUGACGGGCAGGGGACGACGAAUCGGAGCCGAUCCAACGGAAACGCCAGUAAGACCUACUCCUGCAAACUGUGCAGCUUCACCUCGCGCUACUCCAAUCACUUGAAGCGGCACAUGAAAACGCACAACGGCGAGAAGCCGUAUCAAUGCCAGCACUGCACGUACGCCUCCGCCCAGCUGGUGAACCUGCAGAGGCACGUGCGCACCCACACCGGCGAGAAACCCUACAAAUGCGAGUUCUGCACGUUCGCCUGCAACUCCUUGGGCAACCUGAAGAGGCACCAGCGCAUGCACGCGCAAGAGAAAACGCUGGACUGCAACCAGUGUGACUUUCACGCCACCAACAGCCACUCUUUAAAGAAACACAUGAUGAGCCACAAGGAGGAGAAACCGACAGAAGAAGAAGCUGUUGUGUCUGAUCUCACCGUGCACAUCACCAGCGACCCUGACUUCCUCCAGAGCUAUGACACCCUGCAGACAGACCAGCAUCCCCCCACCCUGCUGGACACCCAAGAGUCCGACCCUCUGCCCGAGCUGCUCUUCCCCUUCACGUGCCGCGUGUGCGGCCUGGUCCUGGAGGACGAUGAAGGAGCGGUGACGCAAAUCUGCGGCAAAUGCACGCUGGACAUGCUGUCCAAAAGCUCCCCCGCCAGCCCGGAGAAAUGCGACAAGCUGUUCUCCUGCACCUCGUGCCCUUUCGUGACUCAGUACCCCAACCACCUCGCCCGUCACAUGAAGACGCACAGCGGCGAGAAGCCCUACAAGUGCCCGCAGUGCGACUACGCCUCCGCCCACUUCGACAACCUCAAGCGGCACCACCGGGUGCACACGGGCGAGAAACCGUACAAAUGCCGGGCGUGCGACUACGCCUGCGGCAAUCUGGCCAAUCUGAAGCGUCACGAGCGCAUUCACUCGGGUGCCAAACCGUUCCAGUGUAACGUGUGCAGUUACAGCUGCAACCAGAGCAUGAACCUGAAGCGACACAUGCUGCGGCACACCGGCGAGAAACCCUUCAAGUGCCAAGAGUGCGGCUACACCACCGGCCACUGGGACAAUUACAAACGGCACCAGAAGAAACACGGCCACGCUGCAGAAGGCUGGAUCAAGACGCAGCUGCCGGAGAAAGAGGACGAGGAGGAGGAAGGAGAGAUGUAGGAGUGUCUCUAAGUCCAGUUGCCUUAAUAAUAUUUAACUAGUCCAUUGAGCAAAGGUGCACGGUGACAGGGCAGAUGGGAUGUUCCUUGAUUGUAUUUUGUACCUCUUUACAGCAGCUGAAUUUAUGACAACAUCACAUAAUGGGAUGUAAAGGGACAGUUCACCCAAAAAUGAAAAUUCUGUCAUGAUUUAUAUUUUGAGAAAUGUCUGUUGUUUAAUUACCAACACUCUUCAAAACAUCUUUUGUGUUCUGUGAAAGAAAGAAAGUCAUACAGGUUUGAAGUGACAAGAGAGUGAGUAAACGACAGAAUUUUCAUUUUUGGAUACGCUGUCCCUUUAAGAUCUCAAAAACUCAUCCCUUAAACUCAAAAAAACAAAUUUGGGUGAAAGGCAUAAAAUGCAGUGAGAUAAUGCACAAGACUCAUUAAUGAGAAUACUGGCUUUGUUAACGUUUGUAAAAACAACGAGUGGUGCUACAUCUAGACCUGAUUGUUUAUGCAAGCUUAAAUUUCUUGUGAUUUUAGGGUGUAACGUGAACGGGACGUGUUGUGAUGGAUUCUUGAUUCUGCCGCUGUAGUUUGUUGUUGGAUUUACACUGAAGAAGUCUGCCGGCUGCUAUCUUCACAUAUGCACAAUGAUUCAGUAACGUUGCCUUUCUCUCGUUCUUUUACUGUAAUACCUGGCUGCCACUGAGAGAUGCUGCACUGAUGGGGGACAGAAACACUGAUGCUUAUCAGGGCAUUAUAUAGGAACACUUCAUCUCAUGAAGACUCUGCGUAGAGAAAUGUCUGGGUCGCGUUUAACUCCCAAAUCAAAAGCUGAGAAAUUGUAUUUUGUGUGACGAAACUGAGGCCUGUCUUUAGGACCAUGAACAUUUUUUUUGCAUGGUGAUCCCACAGAAUUCAUUACUGCAUUAUAAUAUUCACACAUGUCAAGUAUUAUUGUAAAGUACAUGUAAGGUCAUCGUUGUAUUUUUUUCUUUUGCUGUUUGAGGGAAAAUGACUCUUUAAAUGUCACUAUGCAAAAAUAAUCUAAAUGGUCUUACAAAUACGGUUUAUUAUGCAAAAUAUUAUAGCUUUUUUUUCUUUUGAUUAUUAAAUGCAGUAUGACCCAGACAUCUUUGUGGGAUUCACGUGUGUGCGUGCGCAUGAUUGUGUAUCUUUUAUUUGACUUUCAGAUUUCCUGCAGUUCAAUUUCGAUAAAAGUGUGACGCCUACUGUGAAGUUGUCCUUGCAAAAAGGAAUCAUAUGGAAACCUGUAAAGGUUUAUUUUUCUCCAGCAUUUACUCAAUUAUCAUUUGAUUCUUUUCCAAACAAACCAGUUAGUUGAGGAAAAAAGACACAGGCCACACUUUACGGUCUUUUACCGUUAUUUUAUUAAAAAGGACAUGAGCAGUUUUGCGAAAAGCAUUUUGUUGACAGAUCAUGUUAUAAAAGGAAUAUUUUCAUCAUUGUGGUUUUGAUACUGCUUUCAUGCUGUCACAGCAAUGUCACUGUAAUGGAUCAUGUACAUUCAGUGCAAAUCAGGGAAUAACUCCAUGACAAGCACAGCACUGAAUGACGUCUGCUCUCAUGUGAUUGAUUGAUUAUUUAUGUACUGUAUGUGUUCUUGUGGGCUGCAUUAAGCUUUCUGAUGUUUGUACACAAAUCUGACGAACUGUCAAGUGGCCUUUGGUUUUCAAAAUAAAGAUGUUUUUAGCUUUUAUUAAAAACAUUCGCCUUGAGACAUUUGUAACACUAGAUGGGAAAAAGAGUUUGAUUCAUUGUUUGAUGUGUGAUCUGAUGCCCCAGUUUGAAGCACUGGAACAUUUCACUGGUUGUAUUUCUUCACUCGUCUCUAUUUGAAACCCUGGCGUUGGCUUUAUAGAAACUAAAUAUAAUUAUCAAGGAAUCUGAUACUACAAACAAUGUCUAUUUCUGUCCUGUAGAGAGCAGAGAAGAGCUUUGACAGACUUCAGAGAAAAGCACAAAAUGUUGUAACAAUAACCAAUUUGCACUCAUUUG